GAGAGAGAGAGUUGAUUAAUGAUUAUUUUGUAUUACUUCAAAAUGAUUAAACUUAAUUUAAUUGUAUGUAAAGAUCGUGGAUUCUAUUAAACGAGUCCAAUCGCUGGAUUGGCAUUAAACACGAGCCGAGACUUGCGCUCACCCGCACUCGCAUUGAAAGCGAUGAGAUAUGGGUGGACGCGCCCGAUAUGCCAACUCUUAAACUUAGAUACAUUAAACAAAUUAACAGCAAUCACAAUCUAAUAUCUACUAGAGUGUACGGACAGCACAUAAAAGGCAUAGUUUGCAGCGAUGAGGCAAACGAUUGGUUUCAAACAUUUCUGGGUAAACCGGGUAUACGUCUACUACAACAUCACCCGAGCCUUGACUACAGAGACACCAAUUCAGACCAAAGGAGAUCCGAUGACAAACUCUAUCCCAUUAUCUAUCAAAACAAAUCGGGUCUCCAUUUGAUUAACGAGAGUUCAGUGCGUGAUCUCAACUCACGCUUCACAGAAGGCGCCGAUCACGUGACUUAUGAGAAUUUCCGGCCAAACGUUUUGGUCGAUUACCCGCACCCCUGGGCUGAAGACAAGUGGCUGUGGAUGCGAAUUAACAAGCUCAAAUUUAUGCAACUAAUGAACUGCGAUCGUUGUCCGUCCACAACAGUUAACACCGAAACCGGUGUUAAAAAUAUGGAGACUUUAGUGGCGUUGAAAACAUUUCGUGCGCCGACUGGAGUGACAAAGAAGAAGGGUUUGGGUCCGAGUUGUGGACUU
This is a messenger RNA of Medioppia subpectinata, 758 nucleotides long. Lineage: Eukaryota; Metazoa; Arthropoda; Arachnida; Sarcoptiformes; Oppiidae. The record is from the annotation of a GenBank genome assembly.